Messenger RNA from Andrographis paniculata, 2020 nucleotides. Its product is annotated as probable polygalacturonase. The transcript has 5 exons. NCBI's taxonomy places the organism in Eukaryota, Viridiplantae, Streptophyta, Magnoliopsida, Lamiales, Acanthaceae. Bases 434 to 1876 code for a protein of 480 amino acids. Gene Ontology annotation, molecular function: polygalacturonase activity. The record is from RefSeq and is a predicted model, not a curated record. Gene Ontology annotation, biological process: carbohydrate metabolic process.
AUACAUUUCAACUUCCCUCCCAACAAAUGCAAACCCAACCUGGACUAUCCCAACCCUCCAUCUAUGCUCUGUUCUGUUGUUGCUUUGUGUGACCAGACCAGAGCCUCACCCUCACCCUCCCUCUCGUGUGUCCCCCACUCGACAUUGAACACAGUUUAGUUACUUAUCAUGUAUGACUAGAGAGUAGAGAGUAGAGAGAGAGAGAGAGCAGCGUCACUGUGGUGUGGUGGGGUGGGUGUGCUUAUCUAAUAGAUUCUCUAUAAAUAAUAAUAAUAAUAACACCAGUAGCACUACUUGCUAAUUGCUACUGCCAACGUUCAAAAACCGCAUGUGACUGUGGAUGCGGAUGCGGGGCAGCUCCUUUUAGGUUUCACCAAUCACCAACCCAACCCAAUCUCACCACUACUACUGCUACUACUGCCUUAACUUAUUUAUGUUUCUCUUGUCAGCAGAGCAGAUGAUGAUCAAGGCAAUGGCGAUGGCAAUUCAUCAGGUGCAGCAACUUGUGGGGGUGGGGGUGGGGGUGCUGCUGCUGCUGCUGCUGAAUGCAGGAGGAGGAGGAGUUGAGUGCAGGAAAGGCCGUGUGUUGGAGUCCUUUGAUUACUCUGCCAUCAACUGCAGGGCUCACAGUGCUUCAAUAGAGGAGUUCGGAGGAGUCGGCGAUGGGGUCACCCUCAACACUCGAGCCUUUCAAGCAGCAGUCGAUCACCUGAGCCGCUAUGCCUCGGAUGGCGGCGGCCAGCUGUUUGUCCCUCCUGGCAAAUGGCUCACUGGUUCCUUCAAUCUCACCAGCCAUUUCACUCUCUACCUCCACAGGGAUGCUGUCCUCCUUGCUUCCCAGGAUAUUAACUCCUGGCCUGUUGUGGAUCCCUUGCCCUCCUACGGCCAUGGAAGGGAUGCAGCAGGGGGUGAGAAUGGCACAGUUGAUGGGCAGGGCGAUGUGUGGUGGCAGCAAUUCCACCGGAAGAAGCUGAAAUACACCAGGCCUUACCUCAUCGAAAUAAUGCACUCGGACAACAUUCAGAUAUCCAAUCUCACGUUUCUCAACUCUCCCUCCUGGAAUGUCCAUCCUGUCUACAGCAGCAACAUAAUCAUUCAGGGUCUCACCAUCCUAGCCCCUGUAACUUCUCCAAACACUGAUGGGAUCAAUCCAGAUUCUUGCACAAACACAAGAAUUGAGGACAACUACAUCGUGUCGGGGGAUGACUGUGUGGCAGUGAAGAGCGGGUGGGAUGAGUAUGGGAUCAGCUACGGCAUGCCUACGAAACAACUAAUCAUCCGGCGCCUCACCUGCAUCUCACCUUACAGUGCUGCCAUAGCACUUGGGAGUGAGAUGUCCGGCGGGAUCCAAGACGUGAGGGCGCAGGACAUAACCGCCCUCAACACCGAGUCGGGGGUGAGAAUCAAGACGGGGGUAGGGAGGGGUGGCUAUGUCAAGGACAUAUACGUCAAGGGCAUGAAUCUGCACACCAUGAAAUGGGUCUUCUGGAUCACGGGGAACUACGGCUCCCACGCUGACAACCACUAUGACCCGAAUGCGCUCCCGGAGAUUAAGGGGAUUAACUACCGGGACAUCAUGGCAGAGAACGUGUCCAUGGCAGCCCGGCUGGAGGGGAUAUCCGGCGACCCAUUUACUGGCAUUUGCAUAUCCAAUGCAACGAUAGGGAUGGCCAGGAAGGCUAAAAAGUAUCCGUGGAGUUGCAGUGAGGUGGAAGGGAUCAGCAGUGGUGUGGUGCCGACGCCUUGCGGCCUAUUGGCGAGCCAGGGAGAGGAGACUCAACCAACCAUGUGCGAUUUACCUUCGGACACCCCGCCUACGCCUAUUGAUUCGAUACAGUUACAGAAAUGCUCUUACAGGACGAUGAACUACUUGUAACGGCCUUGUCAUGUCAUGUCAUGUCAUGUAUUACUAGUGUUGUAUGCAAGCAAUUCUUGAGACAAGGAAAUAGAAAGACAGCCACAGCCAUGCAUGUCCAUAUAAAACCUUAACAGUCAGUCAAAUGAAGAGCAGAUACAAAGC